AUGCGGCUGAACACGAAGUUUGCUGUCCUUGUGCUUGGACUGCUAGCUUUAAGUAUCGCCUUCAUCUGGAUGGCAGCUGAUGGGAUAGACUCAGAAGACACCAUCUUGUUAGCUGAUGGGAUAGACCCAGACGACAGCAUCUUGUUAGCGGAUUGGAUAGACCAAGAAGACACCAUCUUGUUAGCUGAUGGGAUAGACUCAGUCGACAGCAUCUUGUUAGCGGAUGGGAUAGACCAAGAAGACACCACCUUGUUAGCUGAUGGGAUAGACCCUGAAGCCACCAUCUUGUUAGCUGAUGGGAUAGACCCAGAAGCCACCAUCUUGUUAGCUGAUGGGAUAGACCCAGAAGCCACCAUCUUGUUAGCUGAUGGGAUAGACCCAGAAGCCACCAUCUUGUUAGCUGAUGGGAUAGACUGCUUCAGAGGAAGAGACUCACUGAGAGACAUUAAGUCACCUCUGCAACAAAGCCCGCAGGCGAAGGCUCAACUUGAAUGCCGAUUUGCUCAAAGAAGAAAACUUCUGACCGAGUUCUGCAACAAGUUUGGGCAAAUACAGUUCCAAGAGAAGGCAAAAGGUCCACUUACUACCAACGAUAGAACCCGCCAGCCUACAUAUUCAGUGUGCUUGAUACCAAAGAUUGGCAGUAGCUUCUGGAAAAAUGUUACAGCUGCAUACAAGAAAGAUGACGGAUCAAAACGAAAGGGAACUCUUUCCAUUUCAUCCUACUCAAACCUAGUGAAAUCCAGCACAAUGUUCACGUUCGUUCGAAACCCAUACAUAAGAUUAUUUUCGGGAUAUAAUGAAGAAUUUUACGGUAUCAAUCCUACAUACUGGAAUUCUAUGGGAAGGCCAAUCAUGAAAGCUGUUCGCUCUCGUACUGAUUGGGUAUCUUGUGCUCACGACGUCACGUUUUCAGAGUUGGUGGAUUACCUUAUUUACAGCCAUAACAACAAAAAGAGAAUAGACCUCCAUUUUAAACCAAUUCAUGAACAGUGUGGGUUCUGUGAGACUCAAUAUACGUACAUAGGGAAGAUGGAGACGUUUCUUGAUGACAUGGUGUUUAUGACUGACGCUAUGGGUAUGCUUGAUGUUAAUACUACCAGGGAGGCUAUACUAACACGGGGUAUAAAUGGUUACCGUGAAAUGAUAUACUCCAAUGCACAUAAUCUUUUUCAUAAGAAACGGGACCUGAUGGAAAAAUGUGGGGUGUCACUUAUUGAAGGACUCCGACGGACCUGGAAGAGAUGGCAGAAUCGGGGAAUGAUAUCAAUAGGAAUUCCAUUUCCACUAAAAGCAGAUGACAUAAAAGUUACAUUUGAACGUUUCAAUGAGUUGGCACAAAAAGCACACAACGCAUCGGAUCCAAACAUUCUUCAUGAAGGGAAAAACAGAGCACUGAGAGAAGCCUACGAGUCACUGACUUAUGAUGCUAAGGUCAGACUUAUGAAGAUGUUUGAACCUGAGUUUGAGAUGUUUGAUUAUGAUCCUAUGCCAGACUUCGUGUUUGGGGAGUAUCAGAAUAAUGACAAUAUUGAUCUGUCUCAUAACAAAUACAGGCGAACUUCAAGAAUAAUUCAUUCAAAGUUAUUGAAGACAAAUGAGUCUAUAUCCACAUUCUAAUUCCAUGUCUAUCAAUAUCAAAAAAAGAAAUUGAAGAUUCUUGUCUGCAUUAUCGCAAUGACACAUCUACGUGGGGCUACUGUAUUUGAAAUAGUCGGAACUUGUAAGUUUGUGGCUGGUUA
Molecule: messenger RNA, 1742 nt
Organism: Haliotis rufescens (red abalone)
Lineage: Eukaryota; Metazoa; Mollusca; Gastropoda; Lepetellida; Haliotidae
Exons: 3
Coding region: 1-1620 (539 amino acids)
Biological process (GO): carbohydrate biosynthetic process
Cellular component (GO): membrane
Molecular function (GO): sulfotransferase activity
Source: RefSeq, a predicted model, not a curated record